UUACUUGCUCCUGUUCGUAUCCAAUACUAGUAUCUUUUUUGGUUGAUUACAUAUUUACAUAUAAUAACAGUAACGUACACACGCAUCCAAAAUCAAAAAUGCAAAAAAUAGAAUUAAGAUCAGAAUGAAUAACUUCCUUCUUCUUCUCCUUCUCUUCUUCUCUUUCUCCACCCUGUCAAUCAUCAUCAUCAACAACAACCAUAAUUGAUUUCCCUUUUCGUUUUCUCUUUUUUCUUUCUUCUUUCUCGAUUCUCUUCCACUGUUUUGUGUAUACUACUAAGUAUUCUUCUAUUCUGUCUUGUGUAGACCAUUCUAUUCCAAUUAUCAUCACCAGCUUUUUUUUUAUUUUUUUUCAACCCCACACACUUCUCACUCCAAUAAAUAACUCACUCUUUUCCACCACCGACCUUUCUCUUUUCUAGGGUUUACAAUUUCUUCCCUUUUUUCCCCUUCAAUUUAUAAUUAAAACUAUUUUAAUUCGUUGUUACUAUUAUUAUUAUUAUUAUUAUUAUUAUUAUUAGGUUACCCUCAUCACUCUCACCUUCUUCUAUUUCCUCCGAUUCUCACUCUUCCACACGCAACCACUCUCUCUUGUUUUUUUUUUUCUUCCUUAUCGCUUAAUAAUUUCGUGUGUUUAUAUUUUUCAUUAUUCUUUUUUUUGUUUUAACUGUGGGUGUGGGUGCGUGUGGAAGGAAGUGAAGAAGAAUAGUGUGAUUAAUUAAUGGCAUACCAGGGUCCAAGUUCAGGAUCAAGUUCGAGUUCUGGGUUUCAAUUGUUGAAUUCUCCUUUUGGAGAUACUACUUAUACCAAAGUCUUCGUUGGUGGAUUGGCAUGGGAAACUCAGAGUGAAACUAUGCGCCGUUACUUUGAACAAUUUGGAGAUAUUCUUGAAGCCGUUGUCAUCACUGAUAAGAACACCGGACGAUCCAAAGGCUACGGUUUUGUGACUUUCCGUGAUCCAGAGGCUGCUAGGAGAGCCUGUGCUGAUCCAAGUCCUGUUAUUGAUGGUAGAAGGGCUAAUUGUAACUUAGCUUCACAUGGUCGUCCACGUGGACCCCCUAUCUCCUAUGGACGGGUAAGACCUGCAUCCCCUUAUGUUGGAAGUUUGCAACCUGCCCGUGGUGCUUACGUUGGAGGUUAUGGCUACCAACAACCUCUUUCCUAUGGCUAUCAACAAGGAAUGGUUUAUCCUCCUUAUGGGUAUACGACGUAUGGACCUGAAUACGUAUACCCACAGGGUAUGUACAACCCUUAUGCAGGUCAACAACAGUACCUUCAGAUUUAUGGUGUGCCUGGUGCGAUGAAUACAACUAUUUAUCCUUAUGGACAAUUGGGUCAAGCUAUUCCUGGCGGUCAUGGUUAUACAGCAAUGCAGGGUUAUACAGUACCAGGUCAUCAGAUUGUGCCCUAUGGUGGGUCCAAUGUUAAUGCAAUAACAACUUCACCCGUGCCUGCCAUUCAAGUCCCAUAUCCUAGCGGAAUUGCUGCACCAGUUCCAGGCCAACCACAAUUUAUUGUUUCUCCUCAGUUUAUGCAAGGUAGCGGUCCUGACCAAACAGAUGGUUGAGGGGACGAUUAAGAUAUCCUUAGUUUGCAGCAGGACUAAGAGCAGUGGAACUGCUACUUGAGUGGCGGGCUUCUAAUCUAGCCUUGCAAGUAUUUAUUUUGCAUUCUAGAGGUCAUAUAUAUAGUCAUAUGCUCACCAAGUUGUGUCUGAGUCUGCUCCAGAUGGCGAAGGAAAAUGGAACGUGCAGGCUGCUUAUUCCAUUUGGAUGUUUACACUACUACUGUAUUUAUACCCAAUACUACUCGUACUCAGGAAGAGUGGCAUUAGUAUUGGAUCAAUGGCUAUCAGAAUCGGUUUCUGGCAGCCAUUUAGGAAUAAACUUGUGUAAAAAGAAAAUCAAGUCUUGAAUCAAAAUAUGAUUCUUUGUAGUCUUGUCCAGCAUUGGGUUUGUAGAUAGGUGUCAUCAAUGUUAGUAAAUUGUGUGACGAUGGAUGGUCCAUCACAUUGAAUGUGAUUUUUGUGCAUAGUAGUUAUCAUAGGUUUUACCACAAGACAGUUGUAAUUUUAUGAUUUUAUGAAGAACCUGCCGUUAAUGCAGGGUAGACCAUUAGAAAAGAUUGAAGUGUAGUAGUAAUGUUUAUAUUACCAUCAUUAAACACUAGUCACAUGUCAACAUAUUCUUCAAUCAAUUCAUUUUCAACUUUGUCGUCAA
Medicago truncatula (barrel medic) is the source of this 2219-nucleotide messenger RNA. RefSeq names its product RNA-binding protein 38. Bases 722 to 1567 code for a protein of 281 amino acids. Gene Ontology annotation, molecular function: RNA binding. The transcript is spliced from 8 exons. NCBI's taxonomy places the organism in Eukaryota, Viridiplantae, Streptophyta, Magnoliopsida, Fabales, Fabaceae. The record is from RefSeq and is a predicted model, not a curated record.